Molecule: messenger RNA, 1314 nt
Organism: Stylonychia lemnae
Lineage: Eukaryota; Ciliophora; Spirotrichea; Sporadotrichida; Oxytrichidae
Source: the annotation of a GenBank genome assembly
AUGGAGGCUAAGCUUUUCUUAUCUAAAUAAUGGUUCAUUGACUCUCAUCAAGGCAAUAUAAAGGAGCAAUAUCAUUUCGUUGAAAGACUUGGUGCUGGUGGGUUUGGUGUAGUAUAUUUAGCUCAGGACAGAAAAACAGUUUCUUAGGAUCACCCAAAUAUUAUCAAGUUGUAUGAGAUAUGGGAAUGGUAAUCAAUUUGCUUCUUAGUAACUGAAUAUUGCGAAGGUGGAGAGCUAUUUUACUUUAUUGUUCAGAGAAGGUUCCUUAAUGAAAGAGAGGCAGCUCUGAUAAUGAAGUAGAGUUUUUCUGCUUUGAAGUAUUUGCAUGAGAACAAAAUAUCUCAUAGGGACAUCAAGCCAGAAAACUUUCUAUUAAAGUACAAAGAAGAUAUUACUAAUAUGAAGCUUAUCGAUUUUGGUCUUUCUAAAGAUUAUUCAGAAAUAUCUUGCAUGCAAACUCCCUGUGGUUCUCCAUAUUAUAUUGCGCCUGAAGUAUUCAACCAGAACUAUGAUGAAAAAUGCGAUUUGUGGUCAAUGGGUGUAGUGCUAUAUAUUUUACUAUCAGGUAAAGUACCAUUCCCAGGAGAGUCUCACAAGGAGAUUAUUGAAAACGUGCUGAUGGGAGAGUUCACAUUUAAUCAUGAUACUUUUAAGUCUGUCUCACCAUUAGCCAAGGAUCUAAUUGCUAGAUUGCUAGUAAAAGAUGUGUCAUAGAGAUACUCAGCCGCUGAUGCUUAUAAUCAUCCAAUGAUUUAAAAUAUUGAAAAUAACCUAGAGACUGGUAUCGCUCCUGAGGCAUUCGAGAACAUGAAGAGAUUUAUAGAUGCAGCUAAUCUAAAGAAAGCGACAUUGAUAUAUUUGGCUGCCAAACUUCCUGAGAGAGAUUUUGAGGAACUUAGAAAGUUGUUUAUUUAGGUUGAUUCCAAUGGUGAUGGACGUAUCACCUUAGAUGAAUUCGUCUAGGCACUGAUUAACUAUGGUAUUAACUAUACUCCAGAGGAGACUUGGGAUCUUAUGAACAAAUUAGAUACAAAUUUCAAUGGAUUUGUAGAUUAUACAGAAUUUUUAGCUGGCUGCAUGAAAUCUAAAAUAUAUCUGAAGGAAGAUUAUUUGAGAAUAGCAUUUUCAUAUUUUGACAAGGAUGGCAGUGGGGCUAUUACAAUCGAUGAGCUUAAAUUAGUCUUAGGAGCUGGAGGUAUAGGCAUCCCUGACUAUGAAAUAGAAAAAUUGAUGUAAGAAGCUGACAUCAAUAGAGACAACUAGAUAGACUACUCUGAAUUCCUCGAAAUGAUGAAGAAAGAUCUUUAAAAAUGA